AUGUUGUACUCACUAUUUUUUGCGACAGUCACGGUAUUAACCAAUACAAAAGCAUUAGCAGUCGAUACGAAAAUAACAAAGACAAAAUCAAAUUUCUUUGAUCCAGCUCUUUCGUCGAAUGCAUAUGUUGGCCGCAUGCAAGAAAACGAACGCAUAGUUGAACUUAAACCUCGUCUAUCAGCAACCGAUGGUGAUCCAUCCAAUUCUCCCAAUGGGCAAAUUUGUGGUUACGAAUUAUCAUUACAUAAACAUGAUGAUGUCAUUGAUGACACGUCACAAAAUAUACCAUUUGUAGUCGCACUCAUCAAUGGAAAACCUAGUGUUCAACUCAAAACAAGUAUCAAUAAACUCGAUUGUGAAAUUAAACAAUCGUAUCGUUUAUUUGUUCGUGCCUAUGAUUGUGCCAGUAGUAGUGAACGUCGAUAUUCGGAAAGAGCAUCGUUAGUAAUUACACUUGAUGAUGUCAAUGAAUUUGUGCCGAUGUUUACACACCAGAGUUAUUUAUUUAAAUUACAUCAAGAUCAAAGUUGCUCAUCGUGCCGUGUUGAAGCAACGGAUGAUGAUUGUUCAAAUGUAGAUCAUCGUGUAUGCGAUUAUCAAAUAGUAACACCUGAUGUUCCAUUUACUAUUGAUUCAAACGGUUCAAUAUCUAUCAAAGCACCUUUAACGAAUGAUAAAUAUGAAUUUGAUGUCGUUGCCAUCGAUUGCUACAUGUCACCAUUGGACAACGCAGUCAGAACAAUCAGUGAACCUUCACGAGUUACGAUUAAAAUUCUCAAAUCAUGUAAACCAACGAUCUCAGAUAAUAAUCCAACAAAAUUAACGAUUCAAACUGAUCAUACACAUAUAUUCGAAACUGUUCAUGUCGAUGUAUGCGAUGAAACCUGUGCUGUUGAAGAUAUUACUGGUACCAUUAUGUUCGAUAGCAAUGGAAUAGAUAGCGGUUGUAAUCUUGAACAAUGUUCAUCUAUCAAUCGUGAAUAUGUUUUAACACCGAAAGAUGUCGACUGUAAUCAAGCACCUCAAUCGCAUUUCAUGUCAUUUGAUGGUCUUAGCAAAAGUUUAGUGAUUCCGAAAGCUGACUUUUCUGGCGCAUUCAGAAAUGAUUUUACUAUUCGUAUGUGGAUGAAACAUACCGAUGAAGAUAGCUCGGAAAAAGAGCAUAUCUUUUGUAAAAGUGACGAAAAGCUUAAAAAUCGUCAUCAUACUGCUCUAUUUAUUCAAGACGGCAAUUUAAAAUUAUUAAUACGUGCUGGUCCAUUAUCAACUAAUGACAAAAUCCUUCAUGCAUCGGAAUGGCUCUGGAAGUUAUCAGAAAUCAAUGAUAAUCAAUGGCAUUCAUACAAAUUAUUUGUCAAUUAUCCUAUUAACACUGAUUUAUAUAUUGAUGAUCAAUUAUUUGUACCAACAGAGGAAAAUUUUAGAAUCGUUGAAGACUUUGCAUUACCGAUUAUCGAAGGAACCGGAGAGACGAUUUUUGCUGUAGGAGCUUGUUGGCACGCUCGAGCAUCUCGUAUGGUACAACAUUUUAAUGGUCAACUAUCAGGUCUUACAAUUGAACAAAAAGAAGAAUUUCCUAAAACACAAUCUUGUAUUCAAGAUUGUCAACAAUAUAUUGACAUGCCAGAUAUUCAAGAGCAAUCGAGCAUUACAUUCAGUAGUAAUUCAAAUCGAUCGGUUUGGAAUUUACGUACAGAUUCCAGUGCAGCUUAUGAAGAAUUAUUAAAACAUAUUGUUUAUCGUAAUACAUUUCAACCGAUUGGUCCGUCUGGUCAACGAACAGUAUCAAUACAAACUACAUUGAAAUGUUUAGGUGAAAAUUAUACAUAUAAUCUACCACAAUUUACUCGACGUUUAUCAAUCGAUGAAAUUAUUCUUUCGAAAAACAUCGAACUCGAAGGCGAUACCAACUUUUUUGUAUCGGAACAAAUAAUUGAUCAAGGAAUUUAUUUAUUCGGAAAUUUGUCAAUCUCGACUGAUGCUACAAUAAGAGCUGACGUAGAAUUAAGUGAUUGCAGUAUUAAUACAUCACCAGAUCUAACCAACGAUGAACAAUUAAUUGUAUCUGAUGAUACUCUAGAUAUAAAUAAUCUGCAAAAAGAUCUAACACAAACUGGAUUGAUUCUAACAGGCGUUGGCUCAAUUGAAUCGUAUCAAAGUAUUCUACGUAAUAUAGUCUAUUCAUCGAAAUCACCCACAUCAUAUAUCGAUCGAAUAUUUUCACUUGUUUGUCUUAAAACACAUGAUCAAGUAUCAACAAAUGAAAUUCUUGUUCGAAUCCACACAGAAAAACAAGCAGCUCCAUCAGCUCCUGCUGCUGCAGUUUUAUCGAAUAAAUUAUAUGUUGAUAACGAUCAAAUUAGAGAUACAAUAUUUGACAUGGCAGAAAAUUCUCGAUCAAUGAAAAAUAGUUCAGGUAAAAUUUUUUCUCUUACUAAGAUAAAUAUUAUGCAUAUGCGUAUGUCGCAACUGUUAACCCGUUCAGAACAAUAA
Molecule: messenger RNA, 2493 nt
Organism: Rotaria socialis
Lineage: Eukaryota; Metazoa; Rotifera; Eurotatoria; Philodinida; Philodinidae
Source: the annotation of a GenBank genome assembly